Molecule: messenger RNA, 1590 nt
Organism: Mycotypha africana
Lineage: Eukaryota; Fungi; Mucoromycota; Mucoromycetes; Mucorales; Mycotyphaceae
Product: kinase-like domain-containing protein
Exons: 2
Coding region: 1-1590 (529 amino acids)
Biological process (GO): protein phosphorylation
Cellular component (GO): plasma membrane
Molecular function (GO): ATP binding; protein kinase activity
Source: RefSeq, a predicted model, not a curated record
AUGUUGGAUGAAGUUGAAAUUGAACGAAUUUACUCUCAAAAACUUCAUGAAGAGCUAGUCAAUCAAACCAAGUUGGCAGUGACACAUUUCAUAGAAUUAUGCCCUGAGAUUUUUGGACUGGAAAACCUAAUUUUGCAGACUGAUCAAUUCUUAUCUCCUAUCAAUGAAAGAGUUGCUCAAUUAUAUAAGGAUGUUUGUGAUACUUACCUUGAGAACGGUUUGCAAUUUGAUCAUGCAUGGGAUUGGAUAUUAAUCUGGCGUCAGCAACUGUCCUUCAAAGCAUUAGCUGAGAUAUAUGGUCAGGAUCAAGUAGUCCAAGCAAUGCAUGCAAGAGCUAGAAAAGCAGUAAACCAAAUCUACUUGGAAAAGCUCGAUAAAUAUAUGCAAUGGUUUCCAUGGUCUUGGUUCUCAAAUAUGCAAUUCGUUGGCGCCGGUGGGUUCUCAGCUGUUUAUACUGUGUUAAUGGUACCCGCUUAUGAUCCACAGCCUUUGCGAAUGGCUUUAAAGAUCGUCGAUGAUAAGCUUCUCAACGAAAUAUCAGUCCAAUCCAAAGCAUUUCUGCCCCUUUUGUUUCAAGGAUUGACAGUAUGUGAAACUACAGGCGAUCUAAUGAUGGUCAUGAAGUUUAGCAGCGACGGUAAUUUAGAGGACCACAUGCAGCAGCUGCCACUCGGCGACCUUGACCUUAAAACGAUUACCGGUACCAUUCUCCGUCUGGCAGCGAAUUUAGUCGAUUUGCAUAAAGUAGGCAUGUGCCAUCGAAAUGUUCACCCACGCAAUAUAGUUUGUACAGAUUCAGAUUACUUUUUGGUGGAUUAUCGCUUUGCCACUCCCACGAAAGAGUCAUCGUCGGUGACAGCGAUUACAAAAGCCGUUUAUGGUAGAUUACCUUACGUAGCACCAGAAGUACGUCAGGGUAUCUAUACGGAAAAGUCGGAUAUUUACAGCUUGGGGAUCAUUAUUUGGCAAUUGGUGAGUAAAGUCAUUUUCCCAUCGCCCGAUGUUCUGUUGGAUGGAGACCAUAAGAUAAGUAGUAGCAGCAGUCAUAGAAAACAGAAACCAGCAGCUGCAACAGUCGUACCCGCAGUAUCGCUAGGUUUGAACAGUGACGAUACCAACAGUCUUAGCAUGACCGAUCCUAAUGCAAGCAGCAAUGAGAAUGACGAGCAUGUAUACCGAAUUGAAACAGUACCAGGAUUACCAGAGUGGUACCAUAAACUAUACACAGCUUGUCUGAACCCUAAACCGGAAUAUCGUCCAAGUGCCAUUGAUAUCUGCCAAGCUUUGCAACCUAUCCAUAAUGGAUUGGAAUUUUCAGUGCCGCUCGAUCGUAAAGUGACAGAAUAUAUUGUAGCAAGAAGAGCAGAGGUCGCUGAUCAUCUUCGCACCUAUUCUAAAGUGAAAGGCAUUGUGUCAGCCUCUACGACACGUUUAUAUACCCUAUCCAAUUUACCAUCUACCCAACAUCUAAUCAAUCUACCAUUUGAACAUGCACCAUUCCAUUCUGUCUGGGCUGUUCCUGACACUGCCUCAGAUACUUUUACGCUUUCUGCAUACAUUGAUACCACUGAUCCCACCUUAAUUCUAUAG